This is a messenger RNA of Lytechinus variegatus (green sea urchin), 4881 nucleotides long. RefSeq lists its product as uncharacterized. Lineage: Eukaryota; Metazoa; Echinodermata; Echinoidea; Temnopleuroida; Toxopneustidae. The transcript has 7 exons. The coding region runs from base 747 to 4568 and encodes 1273 amino acids. The record is from RefSeq and is a predicted model, not a curated record.
AAUACUUUACUUUCAGACACUCUGUUAAUGAUUUAUAGUGAUGAUUUGAUAUGGGAAAAGGAUUGAUGUGAUAUUUAGAACUUUUAGAAAGAGCUUGUUUUCUUUUAUUUCUUUGCAGCGCAGUGUGUGUGCAUGUUUUGUGUGAAGAGUUUUGGCCCUAAUCUGUCUUUUGACUGUGUGUAUAAAGUGGGCCGGUGUACUGGCUGUUUCAUGGACGGGGGUUUAAUGGGGAGUUAGUCAUACUAAAGUAUUCAUAAAGCAGUAGUUGAAAAGAGUUGUACUUCCUAGAAUGACGGAACUCAUGGGGGAAGAUAAAGAGUCUGUUAAUCUUGUUCAUUUCCCUAUUGAUUAAUGAUUGGAAAUCUUGUAUAAUAUGGUGGCAUUUCUAAUGUUCUGAAGUAUGUGUGCUAAUUUAAAAGGGACUAUUAAAUAGGAUUAUACGUAUGCAACUUGCAAACAUGAGAGACAGAUUACCCACCGAUUCCAGGGGAAAUCAGGAUAAAAUGGCGGAGACAAUACAGGACUCUUCUGCUGUCUGAAAACAAACUUGUCUUGGGCCAGAGGAUAUAUCUCAGGAGUGGCCCAAAGAACAAGACCCCUGUCAUCCACUAACCCUGCUGAGUAGGACCGUACCACUCAAACCUUGUGAAGACCAAACAGCAUCUUUCUGGAGGGAAGAGACAAGGCAUAAAAAAGAUUCCAACCAGCAUAUCUUCUCUUCAUCUAGGAGCUGUGAUUAAAGUGCAAUGAUGGUUAAACCGGUCAAGAAAAGAUUUAUCCAGGAAUGGAAAAUGACAGAAGCAGUUCAGCCCAAAGAGAAGAUACCAGAGCCCUCCCCUAAAGCUGUAAUGAAUCAUGUUGAGAAGUAUCCCCACACUUCCGCAGCCAAUCUCUUGACCCAGCAAUCGGUCAUGCACCCUACCCACCCAUUUCGCAUUACAGCCCCCGGUGUUGCAUGGGGUGCACCUCCUGGUGACCCCCAUGUAGCCAUGCGUAACCACUAUGUUGAGCCCAUGUACCUACAUCAUCAGUCCAUCCCUAGAUCAACGGGACCACCCAACGUCAUCAUCCGUCCACCAGAGAGGCAGAGCCACCCUACGAUGAUCAACCCGACGGACAUCACAGGCUUACCCGGUCGUGGUGCCAAGCGUCCACAGAUGCCCCAGGACAUGGCUGCAGUGGAGGCCAAGGCAAGCAGGAAGCGGCGCAAACCAGAGGGCAAGACUGAACUUGUUAUGAGUCCAUUCCUGAAUGGUGGCGUCAAUGGCAGCGUGCAUAUCAAUGAGAAGAUUCCUCCAAUCCAACCAAUUAUCUUAGACUUUGAGGUGCCCCUGCCGCCUAUAUCACCAACCAACUCAAAUCCUGAUGAAAAAUUUGGAGGAUCCAGGGGAGACAGUGGUGAAAAAAAGAGCGCUCAGGCCAUGUCUCCUGUCCACUCUCCUGCCAGAGAGGAUGAACCAAGGCAUCAUAAUAGACAUCCAAAACUUGCCGGUUUAGCUGAUCGACAGCCAUCCAAGCCAGGAAGUGACAACCCAACAAAGAACUCUCUCUUCAAAAAACCAGACAUUGAUCAUUACAAGUCCAGUGUACAGACAGGUGGAACCCGUUGCUUCAUCUGCCAAAACGCAAUCAUUCCCAAUCCAAAGGACUAUCCUGUUGCACCUAGUGGUCUUGUUAUAUGUACAAAGUGCAGAAAACUCGCAAAGUCUGGAAGUCCUGUAGCGAUUGGCCCACCGCCCAAACUUCAAAUACCCAGCAGAAAUAACCAAGCACGGUCUCAACCUCAGCAGAGGAUACCUCGUUCACCUGUCGCUAAAUCUCCUGCCGCCAGCCUUACUCUCCCUCGAUCACCACUCCCCCGAUCACCAUCUAGGUCUCCAGCUCCUACUUCCCCUAACCCAAACUCUUCACCUAGUUCUCCUGCAAACACUUUAUCCGCUCCUAAUUCUCCAGCUUCUACCUCUGGACUGUCUGUGCCAGGUUCACCACGAUAUUCUGCUCCAAACUCACCAAGGUAUUCAGCACCGAAUUCUCCAAGGAAUUCAGCACCAAGUUCACCCGUUUCACGACCACCAGGUUCUCCUCUGCCAAAGCAUCCCUCUAUAGUAGUUUCACGAUCUCCUUUUUUUAGUUCCAGCUCUCAUUCACAGCCACCGUCUCCACAUCCUAUUGAAUCUUCUAGUGGUAGAAGACACAGUAUCAGUGGUACACAUUUAGAGGUGCAUGUUGGCACCAGUGCUUCAAAGGCAUCUCCCACUGGCAGUAUCGGUGCAGUAGCAAGCCCACGGUCGGGAUCUACUGCAGAUUCCCCUGCGUCAAUGGAGAACUUGCAUUUACCACCUGGUCGAGAAGGUGAUGAUACAACAAUCCGUGCUCUACUGCAGCUUGGUCGCAUGAAAGCAGACAGUGAACGGAGAUCAGGGCUACAUGGAAACAGAACUCUUGAUCAGGGAGAUCUUGGGUUGCCACAGAAUCUUGCAGAUAUCUCCAAGUUAGACCAAGCUCAGCUGUUAGAAUUACAGCACAGACUCAGAUAUGCUGGGUUGCCUAGCCGUUAUUUUCAGCAAGAUUCACAGGGAUCUGCCAAUCCGGAUGAUGUGGAGACAAAAGAUUCAACUGGCCAUCAGUUAUCAAAGUCAUUGAGUCCCAAUAGUGCCAAGAGUGUGAUCCAGUUAGGCUAUCAAAGAAAUGGACCACCCUUAAUGAGAUCAGAAGGUGUCGUUGGCACUGCUCUUCCUAUUACCGCACUACCAUCAACAACAGAAGAUGCACCUUUGAAGAUCAGUCGGGUUGCUCGCAGUGCUCAAGGUAGUAUGGAUCACAGGAAUUCCCAUUCACCUAGCGACCCUCAGAGUAGAAUUGAAAUGUUGCGUAGGACUGGGCGACAAUGUGCUGCAUCCCAUUUUGAAAAAUAUGGAAAAUACUACAAGAAGAAUGGAAACAAGGCGAACACCAUCAUAGACCUGUUCCGAGACCGUUAUUCUGUGUUCCAGUGCCACUGCUCCAGUAGUGAAGUGUUCUUCAUCAGGUGUCCUGAAUGUGAUUUCAUCUGUAACAGUAUAUUUGGGAUGGAGCUUCAUAUAGCUGCCCAGAGACACGGUGAAGGUAGUGGACACCCCCCUCCGCAACCUCCAUCCAAUGAUUCAGACUAUGUGUGUGAUGACCAAUCUUGUAAGGAUAGCAGAGCCGAUAGUGAAGCUUCUCAUUCUUCAUUUGAAACCCAAUCAGCAGACACAGAAGCUGAGGGAUCAGUCAGCGGCUCACCCCCAAGAACUAUCCAAGAGACCUCUCAAAAUGUUUACAGUCCUUUACCUGGCAGUAUUCCUGAACCUUGGCAAGUAGCCAGUCGUGCAAGAUCUGGAAGUGGAGUGGUGGACCUUGGUUCUACUGUUCCACAUGUCAACAUCCCCCGACCUUUACCUCAGGGAUUAGGGGAGCAUCUGCUUCCACAUCAUAGGCCUGCAGAGCUUCCCAGCCCCCUGGAUCUGAGUGGAAAGCGGUCAGCUGAGCAGUCACUCUUUGAGCAUCGAGAAAGAAGCGGAAGUAGAGCGAGAAGAAGUCAUGAAGGCAACGGUCCAUUGGAUCUGUCUGGCUACAAACACAUCCAGACUCCUCACAGCCAAUUUGUGUCCAGCCAGAGGUUGGGAUCAGUUGGAAACGUGAUUGAAAAGUCCAUUUCUACAAGCAUUCCCAGUCUUAGUCUAUCAGACUCGGUUUCCCAGAUACCACCAGGAAUGCAAGCAGUGGGUGCCCCAGGUAUUCCAUUUGCCUGCAGUGCAUCAACUGCAAGCACUUCUCAACCACCUUAUCCAAUUCCAACCAUGCUCUAUCCUUUAUCAACUCUAGCAGGUACAAUACCUCUCUUGACCCCUAUCCAGUUCCAGUCAGCAUCUGCACCACCAAGUCCAAACCACCCAAGGCAACUAGAAGUAGGCCAGCAAAGACGUUCCUCCUUCUCCUUAGCUCCACCGUCUGAAAGAUCAUCAAAGAGUGCAAGCCCUGCUCCAUCGAUGUCUUCACCUCAAGAACAGACACGUCAGUCACUGUCCAUACCGCAGCAAUCGUCACCCAAACCUUCCUCCCAAGGUGCUAAAGGAAAAGGAUUGAGUUACCAAGGUGGCACAAUCACUAUCCAACCAUCCUCUCUAUCCUCAUCCAUUAAUCAGAAAACUGUGACAUUAGAUUCCCAGUUCUCCCACUCUUCCCCGGCCACACCCCAAGGCUCCCGUUCCCCUCAGACCCCAAUGCCAAGCUCACCCGCACCUCUUCUCUCAAGUACUGUUCAAGCUCAACCUGUCUUGGUCAAAAGUGAACCACAAAGUGAUGAAGAAAGAGACAGAGUAAUCCCAAGGUUUGGAAGGGAUAAAGACACUUCAAUCAACAAGGACGAUGGGACAGAGGGUAUGAGUGAUACGCCAGCAAGUUUAGAGGGUAAAGAUACUGAUGCAGAUAAGGACAAAGAAAAGGAACAAGAGGUAGAGAAAUCUAGUGUUAGUCCAGAAAUCCCAUCCUCUUCACACACCAACACCAUCCCACCUGUUCAGAUAAAAAUCGAAUCAGAAAAUUAGAAGACGUAGUUGAUUAUACUUAAGGUUGCCCCACUGUGGUGUAUAAAACUCUCUCAUAAAUACAAAUUGUGCUUAUAUUCAGGUUUAAAACAAUAUUGUCUUUCUAAGCAUCAAGAAUUACUUGACUUAUUUCAUUCGUUUCAAGUGACGGGGGCAUUGGAAAUCUCCACUAAAUUGUUCUUCCGUAUGAUCACUCAAGGUAAUACCAAUACAGUCACUCCAUGAACUUUCAAUAUUAUGCAUAUUGUACUCACAUCACUGUUGAAAUGUGCAGAGCUCAUAUGGAAGGUGAAUAUGAACAAAUAGACUACUU